CUGACGUCGGGGAUCGUUCUUUCCUUGCGGCGAGUAUGUCUCCCUCGCCGAUCCUCUUCAUCCACCAUCUUUCGUUCUCUUGAUUAUAGCGUUGUUCCUUGUCUUCGUGACGUUUACUAGCCAUGUCCGCCCCGUCGCAGGCUUUGACCAAGCGUCAAAGCGAUACCAGCCUCAUGCCCCCGCCACCGCCGCCGAAGCGCCUCAAACGGCCGGCCACCGUGCUUGACGAGGAUGUUUAUACCAACGCCCUAUCUGAGAUCAUUGCACGGGAUUACUUCCCGGGUCUUUUGGAGGCUCAGGUGAAGCAGGAGUACUUGGAUGCGCUGGAUUCCAGAGACAAAGAAUGGAUUGCAAAUUCGAAGAAGAAAUUGACCGACCUCAUGAGGACGCCCGGACGAGCCCGAUCACGUCCUGGCUCAGCCAGUAUGACACCGCAACAUACCGGUUCUGGGCGGCCAGGAGAUACACCGAUGGGCUGGGGAGGGGACACGCCUAUGUCAGUCAUGUCUGCAGCCUCGUCAACAACCCCGAGCGACAACCAUGUCUUGGCCCCAGAUGUGUCCCGCCUUGGACUACUGGAGUUUCAGGCCAAAUACACUAGUGAAGAUAACGAGUCUUUCAAUAAAGUGCUCGAUAAACAGAACGAAAAGCAUCGCGAGAGGUAUAAGUGGCUCUGGAGCGGAAAUAAGAUCCCAACCGCGAGACAGAUUGCGCAUCGGCGGCGAGAGGUCAAGCGAAUCGAGGCCCAGGGUGGUAAUCCAGACCAACAUAAACAGGUAGCCAUCAAGACAGACUUGGACGCCCGGCCCGCAAACCCCGACACCUGGAAGACCCGCCCGGAGAACUCGCUCAUGUUCGCUCCUUCGUCCAUCGAGGAUUCGUAUGAAACUAUCCAACAAAAAGCGGAAGCAACGUCGCGGGCAGGGCCCAAGCGGGUAGUCUUUCAGAACACACGGCUGCCGGAUGAGAGCCUUCAUCAAGCGGCAUCUGAUGCAAGUGCACCUCCACCCUCGCCUUCGAUAUCGGCCAUCAAAGAUGCCAUUGCCGGACGUCCACGUCCUACCGAGUCCGAGCCAGGGUACACGGGGGGCGAGACCCCCCGAGUCAAUGGAUACGCCUUCGUGGAUGAAGAUGAGCUGGAGUACCCCAUUACCUCAUCAAAAGACGACGACCAUGCAAUUACCAUGGAUGAUCUCCGCCUGCUUGGUGGCAGUGAUGCGACCCCGAAUCCUUUUGAGAUCAAGGAGAACCGAAGGCGAGAAGACAUCCAUCAUCGCAUGGUAGAUCGUGUGGCGCGGUCAAGGCGUGCAGAGAAGUCUGCCCGUGACGCCAAAACCCCCGUGACGCCACGGUUUGCCAGUAGUCCACGGCUGGACUUUGGGUUACGCACACCAGGUGCGGCUACGCCGGGAGGGAGAACAAACAAGGCGUUAACGCCCGCGGCGCAGAAGCUGCUUCAUCAGAUGGGAAACACUCCUCGUCUGGGGUCGACCGCAAAGUCAUCACUGAGAAACAUAUGGACACCUACUCCGAAAAGGGGCAAAUAAACGCGGUUUCAAUUCUGUACCAUCUUUUCUCGUGCGCUCCAAUUUAGCGUUAACAUCACAUCUUCAAUACCAGGCAUGGGAAAUGGCGUUGCGGGUGGAAUCUAUGCGAUCAUGAGGGAAUGUUGGAUGGAUCUGGCGUCACUGUGUUUUCAAUUCAUGUUUUCUAUACACUUAUUGUUUAUACAGCUCUGCACAUCACCCAUUUCAUGACAGUGGGCUGAUUUGCUAGCUUCUGGCCAUCCAUGGGUAUGAGGCAAGUUUAAGCUGCCUAUUAUCGUUCACCACGCUUAAUGUGAAGAGAAAGAGUUGCUGUCAACUAAACAAUAUCACAAAUCACGAGCGC
Molecule: messenger RNA, 1890 nt
Organism: Aspergillus ibericus CBS 121593
Lineage: Eukaryota; Fungi; Ascomycota; Eurotiomycetes; Eurotiales; Aspergillaceae
Product: splicing factor ESS-2 family protein
Exons: 1
Coding region: 123-1547 (474 amino acids)
Cellular component (GO): catalytic step 2 spliceosome
Source: RefSeq, a predicted model, not a curated record